ACUUUAUGACUUUGACACCUAACCUAACCUCAUUUAUUUAUUUUGGAAAUCGACGCACUGAUAUGCGUUAUUUAGAAAUAGAACAUUUCAACAAUAAUGAAGUAAAAUGAAGACUAUCCUGGCUAGUUUUACGUAUCUCAUGAUUUUGUGUUUGUGCAGUACGAUAAAGGGCAGUGACGACAUUAAUAAUGCACUUCAUCCUUGCGUGCAUAUCAUAGAUGAGUUCAACCACAUAGAUAUAUCAUCAGCACUGGGAGAUAAGAAAACGUUAAGAGAUACAGAUUCUAACUAUACGUAUUAUUUCUCAGGGUGUAAAGAUUUUAAGCUAUCUGAUCUGAACCUACCAGGCAUAAAUAUUACAAACACCGCAUCUCUUUUAAAAGUAUGGCCUAACUCAACAAAAGAAAAAUCAGUAGUUUUCAACUAUACUGUAUUGGGCAAGGCAGAGAAUAUAAAAUGGCACAAGGAAGGUUCUAUGCAUCAGCUCAUCUACAAUAUAAGUAACAUGACAACGCUUCCUACAGUCAAAUUAUUAUGUGAUAAUGAACCUGCCCCAUUCAUAAAAGUAUUGGACACAAAAUCAAAUCAAUUAAUCUUUUCAUCACAACAGGCUUGCAUAAUCACAAUACACCAUGGAUUGUCAGGUGGAUCAAUAUUUUUAAUAAUGCUCUUAGUUUUUCUGACAAUAUACCUGGUGGGCGGAGGUUUAAUGCUAUACUUCAUUAGAGGAGCCAGAGGUGUAGAGGUGAUCCCAAAUAUUGAGUUCUGGAGGAACUUGCCCAGUCUUGUGAAGGAUGGAUUAAUGUUCCUAUUAGCUGGAUGCAAGCCUACGUUCGUGUCAACUUCUGAAAGUUACGAUAGGAUUUAACUGAAUUGAAUACACAAUAUAUACAUAUUUGUACAUAAAUUAUCACAAAAUAUAACUUUGCUAAUGUUUUAAUUUUGCAGAAACUGUACUACUUACUCUUACUACUCUUUUGAUAUCAGCGAUUUGAUAUCUGUAUAUGUGUUCAUGAAAACUUCCAAGCUUAUAAGAAAAGAGUGGUCUGAUACACAUAUUAUAUGGUGAUUUGUGAACUUUUUUUUGUUUUGUCCAACAUGAGAUUUACGUAUAUCUGUCAAGUCAAUGAAAGUAAAAAUAUUGAGCACUGUCUUCAAGCUUAGCUUUUUACAACUACAUAUCUAGAGGUUACAUUUAUAGGCAUUUCUUGAAGAUUGUUUGCUUUCAUGGACUGUAAUCAGACAAUAACGCUUCCCUAAGGAACAUUUAAAGGAGAUUUAAGAUUUGCAUCCACAGUAGGGUUUCAAAGUAUUUACAAAAUAUAAAUAACUUUUUUAAUUUCAGUUUUUAAAAUUUUAAACUUUACUAUUUUUCAUACUCACAUAAUAUUAGUAUCUGAAAAAUGUUGAGAACUGUCGAAGUCGUAAAAAUGUUGAAAAUUUUGUUAUGAAAAUUUUGAGGCUGUGAAAAGUUUUCCAAAUUUUGAAAACCUGUGAUGACAUUAAAUUGUACAGCAUACUGUGAAAUGCAUAUGUUGAAUCCUUACUCGAACGUUAGACAGGAAAGCAUUACUGUUUGUGACCCUAGAUCUUACUGCUCACUCAUGUUUUGUUUAUUUCAUUGUACAAUAUUUCCAGUCUGUUCCUUCUAUUAGACUUCUGAAGCGCUAGUUCUGUUCUGUGCCACUGCAUGCAUGUAAUUUUUCAAAUUUCGUGCUUUUCUGUUGUCAAUGAAUUCAUAAUUUUUUGUUUAGAAUAAAUACCUUUAGCCAUAUGCAUGAGGAGGGUGUUUGGACAAUUUUGUCUAAAUCUUAAGAUUUCACAAUAAAUCUCAUUUCUGAUAAGAUGAGAAAUUUCAAAAUAAUGUCAAUUCAAUUAAAUAUUCUUUUGCAAACCUCAUCUGUAAUUAAUGUUAACGUAAGGAAGUAGAUAGUGGUUAAUUCUUUCUAAAUAUCCUAAUUUUCAAAUAUUUUUUUAGUUGUGACUGAGAAAGUAAAAGUUCAUUAUUGAUGUUGAUUUUUACUUUGAUAAAUAAAUGUUGUAUUUCUGCUAUA
Acanthoscelides obtectus is the source of this 2054-nucleotide messenger RNA. The record is from the annotation of a GenBank genome assembly. Lineage: Eukaryota; Metazoa; Arthropoda; Insecta; Coleoptera; Chrysomelidae.